Drechmeria coniospora is the source of this 2445-nucleotide messenger RNA. RefSeq names its product nonspecific lipid-transfer protein precursor. The record is from RefSeq and is a predicted model, not a curated record. Bases 1 to 2445 code for a protein of 814 amino acids. The transcript has 4 exons. NCBI's taxonomy places the organism in Eukaryota, Fungi, Ascomycota, Sordariomycetes, Hypocreales, Ophiocordycipitaceae. Gene Ontology annotation, molecular function: acyltransferase activity, transferring groups other than amino-acyl groups.
AUGGCGCGCAAGGAAAAGUCGGCCGUCUACGUGCUCGGCGUGGGCAUGACAAAGUUCAUCAAGCCCCGAGGCAAGGUCGACUACACCGAGCUCGGCUUCGAGGCGGGCGUCAAGGCGCUCCUGGACGCGCAGAUCAGCUACGACGACGUCGAGCAGGGCGUCGCGUGCUACUGCUACGGCGACAGCACCUGCGGCCAGCGAGUCUUCUACCAGUUCGGCAUGACCAAGAUUCCCAUCUACAACGUCAACAACAACUGCUCGACGGGCAGCACGGGGCUCGCCAUGGCGCGGACGCUCUGCGCCAGCGGGGCGGCCGACUGCGUCAUGGUGGUGGGCUUCGAGAAGAUGAUGCCGGGCAGCCUGCAGAGCUUCUUCAACGACCGCGAGAACCCGACGGGGACGACGUUGGCGAUGAUGGCGGACACGCGCGGCGUCGAGAGCGCGCCGGGGACGGCGCAGAUGUUCGGCAACGCCGGACGCGAGUACAUGGAGCGGUACGGCGCGACGGCCGACGACUUCGCCGAGAUUGCUCGCGUCAACCACGCGCACUCGCCGAAGAACCCGUACUCGCAGUUCCAGAAGGUCUACACGCGCGACGAGAUCCUCGCGGACAAGACCAUCUUCGCGCCGCUGACGAAGCUGCAGUGCUGCCCGACGUCGGACGGCGGCGCGGCCGCCAUUGUCGUCUCGCAGGCCUUCCUCGACGCCCGACCGCACCUCCGGGAGCAGGCGGUCGAGGUGGCCGGCCAGUGCCUCGCGACGGACGGGCCGAGCCUCUUCUCGCGCAGCGCCAUCGACCUCAUGGGCUACGAGAUGACGCGGCACGCGGCGCGGACGGCGCUGGCCGAGGCGGGCAUCACCACGACCGACGUCAAGGUGGUGGAGCUGCACGACUGCUUCAGCGCCAACGAGAUGGUGGCCAUCGACGCGCUCGGCCUCAGCGCCGAGGGCAAGGCGCACGAGCUCGUCCGCGCCGGCGACAUCACCUACGGCGGCCGCUACGUCGUCAACCCCUCGGGCGGGCUCAUCUCCAAGGGCCACCCGCUCGGGGCGACGGGCAUCGCCCAGUGCGCCGAGCUCGUCUGGCACCUGCGCGGCUGGGCCAACAACCGGGCGGCGGCGGGGACCCGGUACUGCCUCCAGCACAACCUCGGCCUCGGGGGCGCCGUCGUCGUCACCGUCUACCGGCGGGCCGACGGCGAGGUGGCGCCCGUCGUCGACUCGGACACGGUCGGCCGCCGCAACGGGCUCGGCUACAACCCGGCCGUCGAGGCCAAGGGCUUCACGGCCGAGCAGGCGGCGGCGGCACGAAGCCAGACGGCGGCGAGCGACUGGGCGCUGCAGGACACGCAAAAGAAGGUGCUCGCGGCAGCCGGAGCGGAAGCAAAGUUCAUGGUCUCUCCCACGGCGGCGACAAGGUCAAGUCUCGUCGGCGAGAGGACGAGCUCGGCAACGUUCAGUUCCUUCUCGAGACUGCCGGCGGAGCUUCGUCGGCAGGUGUGGAUGGACACCCUCGCGGCCGACGAUGCAUCUGCCGUCUACCUCUACAGCUGGCGAUGGCUGAUGGAGGACACUGACGCCGACGGCUCGACCGAAAAGGCCGAGAGGCUGGUGGAUGUCGGCGGCGUCCCGAGCAUGGCCUCGGUCAACCACGAGGCCCGCGCCGUCUUCGACCAGUGGGCGGCGUCGCGCAAGAUCAAGGUGCUGGUGCGGCCAAGGACCAAACGCCGAUGCCUCGUCCGGCCGUGGGAUGCCGAGCGCGACGUUCUCUACGUCGGGCGCGACCAGUGGCAUCGUUUCUGCGAGCACGCGCACGAUGAGCUCGGGGUCAUCAAGAGCUCCUUGGGUUCCGUCCGACACAUCGCCCUGCCCGCCUUUACCGCCUACUACAGCUACCCGCAGCUUGGGGAGGCGGUGCUGGCGGCUCUGGUAAAUGUCAAGGCCAUAUGGGUUGUCUGGGGCGCGCUGCCGAAGCUGACGACGGCGAAGGUGACCAAGACGGUGACGAUGACCAAGACGGUGACGAUGACCAAGACGGUGACCAAGACGGAGACGGCGACGGUGACGAUGACCAAGACGACGAAGGUGACCAAGACGGUGACCAAGACGGUGACCAAGACGGUGACCAAGACGGAGACGGCGACGGUGACGAUGACCAAGACGGAGACGGUGACGGUGGCGAUGAAGACGAUGACGGUGAGGGAGACGACGAGGAAGACGCCGUCCCAGAGGUCAGCAGGCGGCGAAAAGGACCAGCCGGUCUUGAUGGCGGUCGAGGACCCCGUCGACAGGACUGUUCGCUACGAGAAAGGUGAGCUCGAGGAGUGGAUGGACGAAAUGGACGAGGCUCUCAACACGGUGGAGCUGCCGCCGCACGUUUGCACGCAGGACGACUCUCGCUGCUUUGAUCUGCCCUUGAUUCCAGCCCACGCGGUCCGCUGCUGA